Messenger RNA from Planococcus citri (citrus mealybug), 1968 nucleotides. It is a transcript of the gene CycB, whose product is annotated as Cyclin B. The transcript has 9 exons. Gene Ontology annotation, molecular function: cyclin-dependent protein serine/threonine kinase regulator activity. NCBI's taxonomy places the organism in Eukaryota, Metazoa, Arthropoda, Insecta, Hemiptera, Pseudococcidae. Gene Ontology annotation, biological process: regulation of cyclin-dependent protein serine/threonine kinase activity; mitotic cell cycle phase transition. Bases 238 to 1470 code for a protein of 410 amino acids. Gene Ontology annotation, cellular component: cytoplasm; nucleus; cyclin-dependent protein kinase holoenzyme complex. The record is from RefSeq and is a predicted model, not a curated record.
CAUAUGAUUGAAUGAAUUGAAUUCAAAUCAAACUGAAUCUGAAAAUGUUGUUAGAUGCUAGGUUUUGAUUAUGGUUUGAUUAAUUAAAAAAAAUUCCAUUUAGUUCCACUCAAACAUGAAAAAAACUGCUUGACUAAUCGUCGUUAUUAAUCAAUCGUUGGUGUAAUUUAGUGAACGGGAGAAUCUUAGUUGUUUUUGUUAGUUUUUACUUUGUUACUUUGUUAAAUUUUGUUCGACAUGGAAACGAGAAUUCAACGUCCUGUAUUUUCGGUCUCGGACGAAAAUGCUCAUGUAGUCGGAUUGGGAAAGAUGAACGCUAAUAAGACUGGUAAAGAUGUUAAACGCGCUGCUCUGGGAGAUAUUGCUAACAAUAGAUUACCCUCCGCUGGUUUGAAUCAAAGUAUUUUACCGAAAUCCAAGUUACCAGUUCUGAAACCCGGAUUUAACCUUACGAAAACUAAAUCUACGACGGUUAGUAAAUCUAAAUUGACAAGUUUGAAAGAAAAUCAAGUUCCUGGGGUGGUCCCGCAAAAAUCCUCCAACUUGAAAACUAUUAUCGAUAAGACUCGUACAUUGAAAAUUCAGCAUAAGAAACCUGUUAUCGAACGACCACCCGGUGUUGAAGAUAUCGAUAAAGAUGAUGCGAAAAAUCCGUUUUUACUUUCAGCCUAUACUAUGGAUAUUUACGAGUAUCUUCGGUCGCUUGAGAGAUCCCAUCCUAUUAAAGAAGAUUACUUGAAAGAUCACAAAGAAAUUACACCUAAGAUGAGAGCAAUUGUUGUAGACUGGUUAGUCGAAGUUCAACUAGAAUACCGCCUUUUGCAAGAAACUCUUCAUAUCACAGUUGGCAUUUUAGAUACAUAUUUGCAGAGUAAUCCUAAAGUUGACAAAAACAAAAUGCAAUUGAUCGGCAUCGCUGCUCUAUUUCUGGCCACAAAAUACGAAGAAAUCACAGUUCCUAGCGCAGACGAAUUAGUGUAUAUUUCGGCAUCGGCAUUCAAAGAACGAGAUCUUUAUUUAAUGGAGAUGGAAAUGUUUAAAAAGAUCGGUUUCGAUAUUAGCCGACCGAUAUCUUUAAAUUUCCUUCGACGAUUCAGUAAAGCAGCAUUUGCACACGCCGAACAUCACACCUACGCUAAGUAUUUCUUGGAGUUGGCGCUGAUCGAAUACAAAUUAUGUCACAUUCAUCCAUCGUUGGUUGCCGCAGCUGCUUUGUAUUUAGCAUUAUUCGUGAAAAGUACUGCUGAAGAGAUUGACGAAUCCUUGUGGACAAAAACAUUGGAAUAUUAUUCGGGAUAUAAAAUGGAUGAUAUUAAACCGAUUCUUUUGGUGUUGGCCAAGACUGUUUAUAACGCCAGAACGAGUAAAUUACAGUCUGUCGUUCAAAAAUACGCGACUUCGAAAUUAUUUAAAGUGAGUAUGCACGCGGAAUUAUAUAGCGAUCGUAUGAAGAAAUUGGCUUCUCAGUGAUUUGGGCUAUUUAUGAAUUAUGUGUUCGUGUAUUUUUCUUUUUUUUAAUAUUAAUGUAGAAUUUAACGUUCGCAUAUCAUUUAUAUUAACAAUUUUAUGCGUCAAACUUGCAAAUCAAGUAUUAUAUUUUUAAUGAGAUUAUUUUUAUGUCAUUUUAAUUCGCAACAAUCGUUGAUUUAUGUCACUAUUCGCUCUCUGAAAAUGUAUCAUGUUUAAAAUAUGAAAUUUCUUGUAAAGUACUCUUAUAUAGUAUGCUUGUAUGCACUGCUCAAUUUCUGGUAAAUUGUUGGGUGUAUAUAUUUCUGCCUCUGAAAUAAUACUCUCGUGUGAGUUUUUCGUAUUUUUACGCUUUUUUAAAUGGAUUAUAAUACUUAAAUUUUCCAACCACCUUUUUAUCUUACUCUUCCUCUCUUUCUUUGUAAAUAAUUUUAAUAGCAUGAUUUUAAUAAAUUGAUGAUUGUUAAUGGACUGUGUCAAAUAUAUUCCAAUUCAAUGUCA